UUUUGAUUAUUUCACUCAAUCAAUCAAUCAGUUCACUGUUUUUCCGGCAUUUAGGCUCCAAAAUUUUUGGUUCUAGUUUGGCUCUGUUUCUUUAAUUAUUUUAGCUACUUCAAAAUACAGAUAAAAUGGAUAACAGUUUGAUUGUUGAAGGAUUUAAUAUUGCAGAAUUGUCUGAUGAAGAAUUAGCUGAACGUUUACAGACAUUUGGCUUUAAUCCUGGACCAAUAUUAGACUCUACUCGUUCUGUAUAUCAACGUAAGUUAGUUAGAUUAAUGAGAAAUGAAGAUUUUGAGGAAGCAGAAGCAGCUGGGUCAAGUGAUGUCGAUGAAGAAGUGAGACCCAGUCCGAUUCUCAGCAGUACUUUAUUAGAUUAUUCCUCAUCCAGUGCUUCCAGUUUUAGUGUAGAUGAUCUGAGAAGAAGACCCCUUUCCCAAUAUGACGGCAAAGAGUUCUCUAAUUAUUCUCCAACUUUAUCUCCUCAAAAACCUUGGAGCCCCAGCGAUAUUGUUUCUCAGGUUGAACCGCCUCCUGGAGAAAUGGAAAAACCAUUGAUUUCUCCUACUGCCAAAAUUGUUGCUGUUUGUUUUCUGUUGCUAUUUGUUUUUCUAGUUUAUUAUAAUAUGGAAGCCGCACCAACAGACCCAUUCUCAAAAAUAGAAUCAAAUGUUUAAAAUGUGAUUAUUGUGCUUAAAACAUUUUAGAGACAUUCUAAGAAAAUAACUUUACUUUUGCUUAUUAAUGUGUGUUUUAAUUUUUCUUUUUAAAAUUUAAAAUUAUUUCAUUUGGAAUGAAUAUGUAUUGUAAUGAAUUGUAACUUUUGUAUCACAAGAAUAUUCUUUCUUGACUUAUAUUGUAUACUUAUUUGUAAAAGAGUUGUAUAAAAAUAUUCCUUAUUCUA
This is a messenger RNA of Parasteatoda tepidariorum (common house spider), 898 nucleotides long. RefSeq lists its product as uncharacterized. The record is from RefSeq and is a predicted model, not a curated record. Lineage: Eukaryota; Metazoa; Arthropoda; Arachnida; Araneae; Theridiidae.